This is a messenger RNA of Sceloporus undulatus (fence lizard), 875 nucleotides long. Its product is annotated as zinc finger protein 705F-like. Gene Ontology annotation, biological process: regulation of DNA-templated transcription. The transcript has 2 exons. Lineage: Eukaryota; Metazoa; Chordata; Lepidosauria; Squamata; Phrynosomatidae. The record is from RefSeq and is a predicted model, not a curated record. Bases 18 to 290 code for a protein of 90 amino acids.
GGUUUACUUUGGCCUGAAUGUACAGAAGAUUGACUUUUGUCUUCCUCUCAGGAGAUAGAAGACUGCUGGAGCCAAGAUGUACUGCUUCAGCUCUUCGUUCUGACACUCUGCAAAUGGUUUCUGAGAGCCUAGAUCAGGUGAUCUUUGAGGAGGUGGCCAUUCGAUUCAGCAAAGAGGAGUGGUCCCUACUAGAUCCGGAUCAAAGGGCCUUGCACAAUGAAGUCAUGGAGGAAAACAUGGAACUUGUGACCUCUCUUGGUGAGGCUACUUCUUUUUCCUGGCUGAUCUAGUUACUUUAUAGGGACCUCUGUAGCCUCUUCCUGCUUUCUUGCUGUAUUUCUGCCAGUUGAGUCAUCUUCCAUCUGCAUUGGUUAAGGAUGUGUUCCUUAGGAGAAACCUGAGAAGACUGAUGCCCCAGUUCUUAGCCCUGACAAAAUAUUCCCACCCUAUCAAGUUUUCAUUUCAGCAGGAUGGGCAUCUUUCUGGUGCCUCUUCAAAUGAGGGUUUUGUAGGGGUAAUUUAAGUUUCCUAAGGUAAAUUUCUGUAGGGGUAAUUUAAGUUUCUUUGGUAAAGAAGCAAAACUAUUUAAAUAUCAGAAAUAUCAAAGCUAAGCCUGUUAGAGUCUAGCUUUAUAUCUGCAUAGUAGCAGAAAUGUGCCUUUGUCUAAGUAUGCUUUCCUAAGAACUGAGACUGACUCAAAAAACCCCAAACACCUAACUUGUAGGGUUUUUUUUAUUAGUAAAAUUAAAACAAUACAGAAUACAUAUUCAUACAUACAUACCUCAUUCAAACCUACCUCUUUAUAGAUUAACAUGAACCAUAAGAGAAGUAGCCUUUUGUAAAUUCCUAUAUUCCUAUCAAUCUCCAUUCUGCCU